UUGUAGUCAGGCACACCGCGGACAGCUUUCAGGGGCUUAGAGCGCCGAGGUCAGCCGUGUCUCCUCCACAAGCCACAAUCGUCCUGAACCGGCCGGCUGGCGUCUCAACACUUGCACGACCCUUCAAAUUCAACCCUGCGACGAUUGUGACAGCAAUACAUUUAUCGAUACCAAAAAAGCGUCGACACAAUGGCAGUCCCUCCAGCAUAUGCAGAUCUGGGAAAGUCGGCAAAGGAUAUAUUCAACAAGGGAUAUGGUUUUGGAUUGGUUAAGCUUGACGUGAAGACAAAGUCAUCAAGUGGAGUGGAGUUCAAAACGAGCGGCUCGUCCAAUGUGGACACGAGCAAGGUGACGGGAACUCUGGAGACCAAGUACAAGUGGGCUGAAUACGGGCUGACCUUCACCGAGAAGUGGACCACUGAAAACACACUCGGCACAGAAAUCUGCAUCGAGGAUCAGAUCACCAAAGGCCUGAAACUGAAUUUUGAAACCACAUUUUCCCCAAACACUGGCAAAAAGAGUGGAAAAAUCAAGACGGCUUACAAGCGGGAGUACCUGCACGCCGGCGUGGACGUGGACCUGGACUUCGCCGGCCCCACCCUCCACGGGGCAGGCGUGGCCGGCUACGAAGGCUGGCUGGCCGGCUACCAGAUGAGCUUUGACACGGCCAAGUCCAGGAUGCUCCAGAGUAACUUUGCCGUCGGCUACAAGACGGGAGACUUCCAGCUCCACACCAACAUAAACAACGGCUGUGAAUUCGGAGGCUCCAUCUAUCAGAAAGUGAACGAGCAGCUAGAGACGGCUGUCAAUCUGGCGUGGGCGGCGGGCAGCAACGGAACUCGCUUUGGGAUCGCCGCCAAAUACCAGAUCGACUCCAGUGCCUCCAUAUCAGCUAAGGUGAACAACGCCAGCUUGGUUGGAAUCGGAUACAGUCAGACUCUUCGACCCGGUAUGAAACUGGUCUUGUCCGCGCUUGUGGAUGGGAAAAACAUCAAUGCCGGCGGUCACAAACUGGGCCUGGGUCUGGAGUUGGAGGCAUGAGGAUCCAUUCGGAGCGAUAGAGAGAGAACAUAUUUUAACCAUAUGAGAGAAUGAGAAAAUCCCCCCCCCUCCCCAUUUUUGAGCACCGCUGAAACAUCACCUCCUAGUCUCACUCGUAAGUCACAACAAAUCCAUAAUGAAGCUCUAGUUUUACAAACGCCCACCGAAGCCUACGACAACCCGUUAAAUAAGAACGCACAAAAAAGCUGUGCCUGAUUGAUCGUCAACAAAACGAUAUAUGAUGACCUAAAAAUUUAGCGUGGGAAGGGGCCACGACACACAAAUUGGAAAGCGCGGCUUUCCAUCACAACGCUUAAACCCCGAGCCGCAAUUGACUCCAUGUUGACAAACCAAGCGAGUGGGAUGCCGAAUGUACAUCAGAGCUGUUAUUUUGCACACUCGACUAAUCUACCUUCCUGAAUUAAAGCUCUUCCGUUUUUGUUAUGACGUCUCAGUGUGCUGAGUUUUUUUUAAAGGUAGAGAAACACGGGGAAACAAUCCAGGGAAUUUAUUUCAAAUAAAUGAGUUCCUUGCUUUUGUAAUUACAAAUUUGUUUAAAAAAAAACAUUCAAACUUUUCAUGUUAAAGCUGUAUUUCCUGGAAUAGUGGCCCCCGCUCUCCUAAACCCACUUCUCCACAAUACUCUAUAUCACUUAGGCUACGACUCCAGAACAUUGUAACUGGCUCUUAACUUUACUUAACAAAUGCCAAUUACUAUCACAAAAAAAAAAUAAUCAUGUCUAUAAAAACAUUAGACUUGGGGUAAAUUUAUAAACAAACAUAUUAAAUCAUUUAG
Molecule: messenger RNA, 1837 nt
Organism: Hippocampus zosterae (dwarf seahorse)
Lineage: Eukaryota; Metazoa; Chordata; Actinopteri; Syngnathiformes; Syngnathidae
Product: voltage-dependent anion-selective channel protein 2-like
Exons: 9
Coding region: 190-1041 (283 amino acids)
Biological process (GO): monoatomic anion transmembrane transport
Cellular component (GO): mitochondrial outer membrane
Molecular function (GO): voltage-gated monoatomic anion channel activity
Source: RefSeq, a predicted model, not a curated record